This is a messenger RNA of Micropterus salmoides (largemouth bass), 6477 nucleotides long. RefSeq names its product ADAMTS-like protein 1. The transcript is spliced from 26 exons. NCBI's taxonomy places the organism in Eukaryota, Metazoa, Chordata, Actinopteri, Centrarchiformes, Centrarchidae. Gene Ontology annotation, cellular component: extracellular matrix. Gene Ontology annotation, biological process: extracellular matrix organization. Bases 225 to 4802 code for a protein of 1525 amino acids. Gene Ontology annotation, molecular function: metalloendopeptidase activity. The record is from RefSeq and is a predicted model, not a curated record.
AACGUGUUUGCUGGGGGAACAAAAUAUCUGGAAGUGACCGUGAAGUGUCAUGUCGUCUCCGGCAGUUCUAGGCUGACUUUUACCUCCCCCCCCCCUCCUCUCUCUGUGUAAACUGGAGCCGCGGUGCAGGGCGGAGAGGAGUGACUGGGACAGACGGACAGAGAGCGGCAAUCACAGUCGACUCUAUACUAUUUGAAACUACAUUGCGUUUAUCAGCGUCAGAGAUGACAGGGGGCUUCAUGUGGACGACUGGGCUGGUUCUUCUCGCAGUCUGUGUGAAGGUUGCUGUAUGGGCCAGUGACGGGGGUGCAGUGUUCAUCAGAGAAUACACUCUGAUUAGACGAGACCACCUUCCAGAAGAGCCUCUCCAUGAUGUCAGCCAAAAACCAGAAGACCCUAAUUCUCGGACGGCCCGAUCAGAAGAGGACAGAGACACUCUGUGGGAUGCCUGGGGCUCAUGGAGUGAAUGUUCCCGUACCUGUGGAGGAGGCGCCUCAUACUCCCUCAGACGAUGCCUUAGUUCCAAGACCUGCGAAGGGCAGAAUAUCAAAUAUCGCACAUGCAGUAAUGUGGACUGCCCUCCAGAUGCUGGUGAUUUCCGUGCCCAGCAGUGUUCCGCUCAUGCAGACGUGCAUUACCAGGGUCAGUACCAUGAGUGGCUGCCUGUGUACAAUGACCCGGAAAACCCCUGCACUCUCAAGUGCAAAGCCAAGGGCUUGGGCCUUGUGGUGGAGCUGGCACCAAAGGUGCUGGAUGGGACCCGCUGUUACACCGAGUCCUUGGACAUGUGUAUCAGUGGAGUCUGCCAGAUUGUAGGUUGCGAUCAUGAGUUGGGGAGCACAGUAAAGGAGGACAACUGCGGUGUCUGCAAUGGAGAUGGCUCCUCCUGCAGACUGGUGCGAGGACACUACAAAUCCCAGCAUGCUUCAGGAAAAACUGAGGACACAAUUGUUGUCAUCCCCUAUAAGAGUCGUCAUGUACGUCUAGUCCUGAAAGGCCCGGAUCACUUGUAUGUGGAAAGUAAGACACUGGAAGGGGUAAAAGAUGAACUGGUCUUGGAUAAAACAGGGCAGUACCACCUGGAAAACACCACCUUGGACUUUCAGAAACUUUCAGAUAAGGAGGUCCUGAGAAUCACUGGCCCACUUGGAGCUGACCUCACAGUCAAAGUGCAGUUUGCCAGUGGAGCAGACAGUGUGGUCCAGUACAUAUACUACCAGCCCAUCAUCCACCGUUGGAGAGAGACCGACUUCUUCCCUUGCUCCGUCACGUGUGGUGGAGGGUACCAGCUAACCUCAGCAGAGUGCUUUGAUCUUCGGAGCGGCCGGGUGGUGGUGGAUCAGUAUUGCCAUUAUUACCCAGAGAACGUCAAGCCUAAACCCAAACUCCAGGAGUGCAACAUGGAGCCCUGCCUGGCCAGUGACGGCUACAAGCAAAUUAUGCCAUAUGACCUCUACCACCCCCUGCCCCGAUGGGAGAGCAGUCCCUGGACCGCCUGCUCCACCUCAUGUGGCGGAGGCAUCCAGAGUCGCUCCGUAUCCUGUGUGGAGGAAGACAUGCAAGGUGUCAUCACUCUCACUGAGGAAUGGAAAUGUCUCUACUCCCCCAAGACGGCUAUCCUGCAGCCCUGCAACACCUUCGACUGCCCCACUUGGCUGGCACAGGAAUGGUCACCUUGCACAGUGACCUGUGGUCAGGGUCUGCGCUACAGGGUGGUGUUAUGCAUCGAUCACAGAGGACUCCAUGCUGGAGGUUGUAACCCCACCACCAAACCCCAUAUCAAAGAGGAGUGCCUGGUGACCGUGCCCUGUUAUAAGUCCAUAGAUACGCUCCCAGUUGAGGCAAAACCUGUGUGGCAUAAGCAGGCCAUAGAGCUGGAGGAGGAGAUAAGUGUUACUGAGGAACCAACCUUCAUCCCUGGUCGCUGGCAGCCCUGCAGCAGGACAUGCGGCGCCGGGACCCAGCAACGGACCGUCAAGUGUCAGGUGUUGCUAUCCUUCUCCCAGACUGUUGCUGACCUGCCUGAUGAUGAGUGUGAGGGGGUCAAACCUGCUACGAGCCAGCCUUGCUACCGUACUCCUUGCUCUGGUGUCUUGGGCAAAGGAAAAGAAAGGGAAAAGGAGGAGGAGGUGGAGGAGGAGAGGGGGCCAACGCCUGAAAGAGAAGAACUACAUGACUGGGAGUAUGAGGGAUUUACAGAGUGCUCAGAAAGUUGCGGGGGAGGUGUGCAGGAGGCUGUGGUCAUCUGCCUGAACAAGCAGACCAGAGAGGCAGCAGACCAGAGCCUGUGUGUGAGCACCCGUCGGCCCCCACAACUCCUCCAGGACUGCAAAGCACAGCCCUGCCCACCCAGGUGGGAAACAGGGGAGUGGAGUUCAUGCUCUGCUACCUGUGGGGUUGGUCUUAUGACCCGCACUGUGGCAUGCACUCACCGGCCCUCUAGGGACAGCAAUCGUACUCGGGUUUUGAGGGAUGAAGACUGCCAGAACCCAAAGCCCAGUCCUGUCCAAGCCUGCAACCGCUUUGACUGCCCUCCUAUGUGGGACACAGGUGACUGGAGACAGUGCUCCCAGAGCUGUAGUGGGGGAUAUCAAAGUAGGCAGGUACUGUGCAAACAGCGGUUGGCAGAUGGCAGCAUCCUGGAGCUGCCUGAUACCUUUUGCCCUUCCAAGAGCCCUGCAAACCAGCAGCCCUGUGCAAAGCAAGAGUGCCCACCUCAGUGGGUCACAACUGGCUGGUCCCAGUGUUCAGUGACCUGUGGAAAAGGCAUUCAGAGACUACAGGCAGUCUGCAGAAAACAAGGGGAAGAUGGGGGACAUUCGAUCGUGGAGCCUGAGAACUGCUCCCUGAUGGCCCAGCCCACCAGAAUCCGGCCAUGCUCCCUCAGGCUCUGUGAGAACUCUGUCAAGCCCUAUCCCACCAUACUGGCCCAGAGGAAGGUGUAUAUUCAGUGGAGGAAGGGCAAAAAGUUACACUUGGUAGUAGGCGGCUAUGCAUACCUGUUCCCCUGGACAACUGUGGUCCUUCGCUGCCCAACCCGCCACUUUCGCAAGAGCCACAUCCGAUGGUUGAAAGAAGGAAAGCCCUUGUUCAGCCUUUCACACCUCUCCAUAACAUCACUAGGGUACUUGAAGAUUCAGCAGGUUCGUGCAUCUGAUGCUGGGAUAUACACAUGCGUCGCAGGUCAGGCCAAAGAACAUUUUGUCCUACAGAUCAUAGGCAGCAAGCAGAAGCUCUCCGUUCCAGAGCCAUGGCUCCUCACAGGUGGACAACAAAAGGUUGGGCUGCCAGGUGUGGCCUCAACAGGAGAAAGAUCUCAGGAGCUACCCAUUCCCCUCAACCAAUAUGACAACAUUGUUGAACAUUUGCUUGAACUCAAAAGCUCUCUCCAAGAUGAAGAAGACAUUGCUGAUAAAACACACUCUAGUGAAAAGAACAGGUCGACCCUGAGGGUUGAGAAAACAAACUCAGAACUUUCAAGCCUGCUCGUACUCACCACUGAUACCCACAGGCUUGAUGAGAUCAUGCACAAUCUCUCUGAAGGCCUCGGAGGACCACGGGGGGAACAACUCAUUGCACAGUUGCUCAGUGAGCUCACUAUGACACAAGGUGAAACCAAUGAGUCUACGCUUCAUCCCCCAGAAAGUGCAGAAUCCUCCACGCAAGGGCCCCUCCUUUAUAAACCUAACAUCCAAGCCCAUGCAUCCAGGCCAAGAAACCCGGUAAUAAUACAACGGCCCAGGAAGGUCGGAGUGGUGCCGUCACCUGAAAUGAUAGUUCAUGUGGGACUGCCGGUUUUGCUGCAAAAACCCAUUGCUAGUUUGGAGUUGAGGUGUGAGGCACUGGGGAGCCCUGAACCAUCCCUAACAUGGACAAAGAAUGGAGAAGUGUUGCAGUACAACAGCAGAGUAGGACUGUUGCCCACUGGCUCAUUGAGGAUCCAGUCUCCAAGCAAGGUGGACGAGGGUCUGUACACCUGCACUGCCAGGAACAGUCUCGGAUCUACAUCUCUUACUUCUUUGCUGCACAUGACAGGUGGUAAAGGAAGAAACUGUGUCCAAGGUAACAGCAUGGGAGCAAGUGACCCUGUUUGCUCUGAGAGGAUUAAUGGCAGCCAGUCAGCUGAGCUGUGCCAUGGACAAGCCUGCCCCCUGAGGUGGCGAGUGGAUCCUUGGUCACCAUGCUCAAGCAGUUGUGGAGGUGGGUCCCAGACCAGGAGUGUCCGCUGCAUGAAGGGUCCUGAGGGCAGAUCAAGAGAGGUGGAGAGCCACCACUGCCUUGGAAUGGGGAGGAGACCCUCUGACACCAGGCUAUGUAACCUACUUCCCUGUGCCAGGUGGACCACUACCCACUGGGGGCUGUGUCAUGGUCAAUGUGUGGGUCCAAGUUUGGCCACACAGCACCGCCACGUUUACUGCCAAGACACAAACGCCACCAAAGUCCCCUCCAGGAUGUGCAGUGGACUCCAGAGGCCCAGCUCCCUGAAGAAUUGCUCGACAGAGGCCUGUGCCCUUCAUUGGCGCGUGGGGCCGUGGACGCAGUGCACUGCCACCUGUGGACGGCAUGGUUUCCAGUCACGCCAGGUGACCUGCACACACCGUCGAACUGGAAAGGCCACACGUGAGCAUCACUGCAUGUGGAGGCCUCGCCCUCCCAGCUGGCAGCGAUGCAAUAUUUUGUCCUGUGGCAGAGCAGGAGAGUGUCAAGACAGCACAAGGUACUGUGAGAAGGUCCGACAGCUGGAGCUUUGUCCGCUGCCCCAGUUUAAGAGCCGCUGCUGUCAUUCCUGCCGAAACACCUGAGGCAGGGACGUAAGACAGGGACCAUGGAUGACCUGGUUAAGUCAGGGAAGACAUUCACACAGCCAACAGAGACUUGAAACCGCUACGCCCUGUCCUAACACCCACAACUGUCUUCAAUGAACAGUCUUGGAUGGGGAUACCUGAGUGUGGUGGAAUGUCUGGAUGGGGAUACCUAGAGCGGCUGUGAUCUACUUUCCUCAAAGAUAUCAUGUGUGGGUUUCAAUGUGAACGUUUUGAGAGGAGUGACAUGUCUGACAGCUUUCCUAAAUUAUUCAAAUGUAACUAAGAGACAUUUCCACUGUGAGUAAUAGAAACUUGUGGUGCAUGAAUUCAUCAUGGGGAACUUAUUAUAGCGGUGACUAAGCAACCUGUCUGCAUUAAUGGUAUCUGGUGUAGUUUCAGUGGUUUCCUAAAACAGAUGGAACAAAAGUGCUACAACAUUGUAGCGCCAUCACUUCAUGUCCAAAUAAGGGUGCAUAUUAUCAUGGAAUUUAGCAUACAAUACACAAAUAUGUAAUUAAUAUACUGUUUUUAAUUGAUUGAAUUCAUACCCAGGGAUUCUGGGUAGACCCCUGAGCUUUUGAUAACCACUGGUGUGUGUUUGCCUUUAUUUCAGUGGUCUCUAAAUCAGUGUUUUCCGUCAAAUAUUGAUACUAAAUGAGCUUAGGUAUGAGGUAUAGGUAAACUCAACAGAAAUACAGCAUAAUACUGCCUACAAAUGGGAAGUAGCUACCGUGACUAAAAGCCUAUGAUCAAUGGUAUACAUUUGGUAUCAGCUGCCUCGGAAAGAGAUCAUGAUCUGUGCUAUCAUUUUAGGUUUUUAAGCACGUGUUUACCGUAAUGAUUGGUCAAGUCGUUCAUUAAAGAGGAAAGGAAUUAAGGAUUGCAUGUGUUUGAAGUGCAUUUUGGCAGAAUAAAAAGUAGGACAUGAUAAAGAUUUAUCUUGCAUGGGUUGCACUACGGAGGUGUAUGACUGAAGUAAGUCAGUUUUUGGAGAGAAAAAAAAGACUUAAUUUGCACUCAACUCAUCCAAGUCUUUGUUAAGAACAUGACUUGUAGAGUUAAAAAAAAAAAAGUAAAAUUUAGUUUGUAAUGUUACAGUGUUUAUAUAUUUUGUUUUGUGAUUUUGGUAUUUCUUGGAAAGAUAUUUGUUCCUUUAACCACUUUGUGAUGUUACAGCGCGUUUAAACAUGGGGGUGGGGGGGGCAGAAUAGUUCCUAGCUGAGCUAAUAAAGCUCAAUUUAUCCUGUCCACCAAAUGAUAUUUUUGCUUUAGUGUGACAUUAUAGGGGAAAAAAGCAGUGUGUUACAUUUGACCGCUCUUAUGUAACGCUUCUUCCUUUCAGAUUUCUCUGUUAGCUGAACUUAAAAUAUGUAAACAAGACCUGUGUUAUAUUUUGAUUUGAUUUAUUUUGAGAGGAUAACAUAAUUAACACAUUACUUAUGCUCUUAAGUUAUGUAGAUAUUUGUUUUGUCCUUCUAACUAUUUAUUUUCAUGUGUGUUCUUGUGCAUAGUUUUGUAAAUAAUUACAGGGGUGGGUUUUAAGUAUUCUUUUCCCUACAGUUUCUCUGGUAUUUGAUGUGCAUGCAAUGGGGACCCUCUGCUGGUGACUUGACGUGUAGCUCUGUGCUCAUGGCUGGUUAAUCAUUAAAUAAAACCAAAUACAUUCCUUUUA